Molecule: messenger RNA, 5023 nt
Organism: Myodes glareolus (Bank vole)
Lineage: Eukaryota; Metazoa; Chordata; Mammalia; Rodentia; Cricetidae
Source: RefSeq, a predicted model, not a curated record
GCUUGCACUGCAGAUGUGCCCUGGACAAGGUUCUAGCGUCCAACAGCUUGCUCACCUUGGCAACCGACACUUCCGGAAUCCAGGAGAUACCGGAAAUGACGUCCUUAACGCUUCCGCUGCCGCCAUCACUGCCCUUUUUUAGGGUCCUGGUGGUGUGGGGGCUGGUGAACCAUCACGUAUGCAGGUCGCGGCGGGGAGGGAGGUGCGGCCGGCACUCGGGACACGACGCCGGCGGUCCCGGGGUGCCUGCCCAAGGCGGAGUCGGCUCGGUUGGCGCCUGUGCGUCAGUGCUGCGCGGGCCAGACCCGCCAGGUGAGCGGCGCCACCAGAGCUCGCACCGCGGACGCGCGGCGAGGUCUCCUGCUGAGCAUUCGGGACAGUGAGGGCACUGCGAGAGUCUCCUGCGUUUCCGUGUGUGCUCUCAGAGUUCACAGAUUAGUCUUUAAAAAACAAAAUAGGCUUAGCUGGGCAGUAGCGGCAUAAUCCUUUAAUCCCAGCACUCGGGAGUCAGAGGCAGAACAGCCGAGGCUACACACAGAAACCCUGUCUUGCAAAAACAAAAACAAACAAGCAAACAAAAAAAGAGGCUCAGAGGAAAAUGUCUAACCCUGGUCUCCAGUGCCUGGUAUCUGGAACCACAGCACACAUCCUAGUUACCCCCGAGUAGCUGGUUUUCAAAUGGCAUGCAUAAAUGGGAAAAGGUAUCCCCCAAACUUUGUCAGCCAAGUUAACCACAUUGGCUUACCAUAUCUCUCUCCCUGUGCAACACAUAUACACGCGUGCACCUCUGGAAGUCAGUCCCGCCAUUUGAGUCCUCCCAGAAAGUGGAGCCCACGUCUGUGUACACUGCAGAGUGGGAGGGGUAAGAGAAGUGAUCCAGAAGAGGUUUGGGUAGGAAAUGGUCCUUGGGAUUACUGAAGCGAUACCACUGGUAUGCUCGGAGAGACCAGAAAGGCUUAAGUAGAAAAGAUCUCCAGGGUUUUUAUUCCGUCUAGUGCCUCCCUUUUGGGAGAAGUUUGGAGGGCACGACUGGUGAGCCCUGCAUAAACCAGCUGAAGUACACGGUUCCAGUAUGAAGUGCAGCAAGCAAAACAAACCUGCUGUGUUCCAUCCGGGCAAACAGGAAAACUGCCUUCGGAAGAAGUGACAGAUGGAUAAGAGUUUGUCAGAAAUGCAGAAAAAGGAGAAAAGUUCAAACAGGGAAAAUGUGUGUGUGUGUGUGUGUGUGUGUGUGUGUGUGUGUGUGUGUGUGUUCGUAUCAUGUAGCAUGUUAGUCCCAAACUUGUUCAUCUUUUCUAGCUGAAGAGUUUUGAGCUUCCACUCCAGCAUAAGUUUAUUCAAAAAUUAAUGAUACAUACUAUUUGAUUUCAGUACAUAAUACAGAGCAUAUGAAAUAGAAGUUAAGUAAUUUCGUGUUUUCUUUAACGUUCUAUUUUCUUGCAUACCCUGCAUUGGAGGCCGUUGCUAUUCUUUUAAUUUGGGUACUUGGGAGACCGGUUGGAGGUGUAUGUGAAAAGCUGUCAAGGCUAAGCAUGGACAGUUAAUUUUAUCCUGGAGCCACUGUAAGUUUGAGAAGGGAAGUCACUUGGAGCGAUUUCUCUGUUUGUACUCUUCUUUCCCCGAAAGGUUUGUUUUUAGCUGCGGAGUCGCACCAGCUGAGCACUCCAGGACCGUGACUGUUCUUUUUGUUUCUGUAGGUAACACUUCUGCUCUUCCUUUCUUGACUCUGAAAAACAGCUCCUGUCAUUUGAAGCAGAGACUCAUUUUCAGUGUACCUGCUGUAGGUGGAACCAGCUUCUCUUUGGGAUCGCAAUGACCAUGGAAGGCAGGGGAACAUUAGGUCUCAUCCCCAGGAUGGCUGUGUAUCAGCAGCAGGACGGGAGAUUGACUGUGAAGCAGGAACCAGGAAGCCAGACCUGGGGACAGAGCUGCAGUCUCCAGAAAAACUACCCCCCUGUCUGUGAAAUCUUCCGGCUGCACUUCAGGCAAUUGUGUUACCAUGAGAUGUCUGGGCCGCAGGAGGCACUGAGCCGACUCAGGGAGCUCUGCCACUGGUGGCUGAUGCCAGAGGUCCACACCAAGGAGCAGAUCCUGGAGCUGCUGGUGCUGGAGCAGUUCCUGAGCAUCCUGCCCAGGGAGCUCCAGACAUGGGUGCAGCUCCGUCGUCCUGAAACUGGCGAGGAGGCUGUGGCUGUGGUGGAAGAUUUCCAGAGACACCUUAGUGGGUCAGGGGAGGUUUUGUCUCCAGUACAAGAGCAGGAUGUGCAUUUAAAGAAGAAGAUAGCUCUGCGUGGAACAGAACAAUCUCCUGCCUCAGUCUCCAGUCAAGGCUCAGCUCCUGAAGCCCACCUGGACCCUCACCGACACUGCGGUCCAGCUUUUCUUGAAGUGGGGAGUGCCAGAGCCCAGGCUACUGUGGGGAACUCCACAGUGGCUGCUGAGCUUAGGAUGGUCAGGCCUCGGGAGAUUACAGUGAAUAAGGACUCUAUGCAGAAAAGGUGGAAAAGCCUGGCACUCAGUCAGAACGCCCUGAACCAGAACAUGAUGGCAGAAGAUGAGCACAGCGUGGCCUCUCUGGCAACAGGUAAGAACAGGAUGGAAAGCUCUGAGUACACUUCAAAGCACGAUGUUUCUGAAGGAUCCGAUUCACUUGACAUAUCCUCAGCGGGACUCUUUGGGAUGGCGUUGGUAGAACCAGAGUCUGGAGAUAUCUGUGAAGAUCUUGUAGCACAGGUGGAAGGGCGGCCCUCAGGUGAUGAAGAGAGUGAACGAGAAAGUGAUUUCUUGGAAAAGAAAGAUAAGGAAAAUUCCAUAAAAGACAGAAAUGAGGAGUGUAAAGAUGGAGGGGAACGUCCAGAUCUUUCCUCUAGUUCUGCUGAGCAUCAGCGAGAAGCAAAGAGACGAAAGCUCUGUCAAUGUGAUGAGUGUGACAGAGUUUGUAACUGGAGCUCACACCUCCUUGGGCACCAGAGAACCCGCACUGGAGAGAAGCCCUGUGAGUGUAAUGAGUGCGGGAAGACCUUCCGACUGCCAUCUCAGCGAACUGUUCACCUCAGAACACACGUGGCGGGGAGGCCUUAUGAAUGUAGUGAGUGCGGGAAGACGUACCAGCUCUGCUCCCAUCUUAGUCAGCACCAGAGACUCCACGACGGGGAGAAACCAUCUAAAUGCCAUGAGUGUGCCAAAGCCUUCACUCAGAGCUCGCAGCUCCUGGACCACAGGAGCACCCAUACUGGGGAGAGGCCUCAUGAGUGCAGCGAGUGUGGGAAAACCUUCUGCUCCAACAGAAAUCUUAGUGACCACCAGAGAACCCACACUGGGGAGAAGCCUUAUGAAUGUAGUGAGUGUGGCAAGGCCUUUAGUCGGAGUAAGUGUCUUAUUCGACAUCAGAGUCUCCACAGUGGGGAGAAACCAUACAAAUGUAGUGAAUGUGGGAAAGCCUUCAGCCAGAACUCUCAGCUCAUUGACCACAAACGGAUUCAUACCGGGGAAAAGCCUUUUGAAUGUAGUGAGUGUGGCAAGAAAUUCAGUUUAAGUAAAUGCCUUAUUCGGCACCAGAGACUUCACACUGGAGAAAAGCCCUAUAAAUGCAGCGAAUGUGGGAAAUCUUUCAAUCAGAACUCUCACCUCAUCAUCCACCAGAGGAUUCACACUGGUGAGAAACCAUACGCGUGUAAUGAGUGUGGGAAGGUCUUCAGCUACAGCUCUAGCCUUAUGGUUCACCAGAGAACCCACACUGGUGAGAAGCCCUACAAAUGUAAAGAUUGCAUGAAAGCCUUCAGUGACAGCUCACAGCUGAUUGUGCACCAGAGAGUUCACACUGGUGAGAAGCCUUACGAGUGUAUUGAGUGUGGGAAAGCCUUCAGCCAGCGUUCCACAUUUAACCACCACCAGCGGACACACAGUGUGGAGAAGCCCUCAAGUCUGCUUCGGACAGUGUCUUAAGGCAAGGUUCCUGAGACAGACAACAAGGAAUUCUGAGUUAGUUUUGUUUAUAAGGAGGGUAUUUAUCAUACUCUUGGAAGCAUUGUUCAAAUGACCAUUGCUUAAUGCUUUUUCCAUGUGGCCACUGAGGCAGGGGAGUAGUAAUAACUUAGUGCAGUCUUCUUACUGUUGGAAAAGUAAAAACCAUGUAUUCUGUUUACUUCUAGCUUUUUAUUUUUAAACUUUUAAAAUAUACCUCAUUUUUUAGUUUUGCAUUCCAGGAUUUGUGACUUUCAACACAGAGAUACUAUCUCUGCUUCAUCCCCACUUGACUCGGAGGCACAUGGCACAACUCUCACCGCUCUACCUUGUGGCUGUAGCUCUCUCUUCGUUUACUUUGCCUUCACAUUUUUUUACGUAUAUGGGUGUUCUGCCUACAUAUAUGUCUGUGUAUCACUCAGUACACAUAUAUGUCUGGUGCCUACAACAUCACACUCCCUGGAACUGGAGUUACAGAUAAUUGUCAACCAUCAUGUGGAUAGUAGGGAUCAAACCUGAGCCCUUUGGCCGAGCAGCGUAUUGCUCUAGCCUUCACAUUUGUUUUUUAAAGUUAGUCCAAUAUAUAGAUUUUUGUCAUUUAAGUUCCCUAGAAAUUUUUUCCUUUUCUUGCUAAUUUAUGUAUUUGUAUAUAUGAUUGUUAGUUUAUGUACAUUUAUGUGUAAUUGUACAGUGAGUGCAGUGCUUUUAGAGAACAGAGGAGGGUGUUGAGCCUUUAGAACUGGUGGUUGUCAGGUGCUGGGAACUGAGCUUGCCUCCUCUGCAAGAACAGCAUAUACUCCUAACCACUGAGCCAUCUCUCCAGCCCCUGAGGUUUUUUUUUUGUUUUGUUUUGUUUUGGUUUUUUUUAACAUGUUUUUCCUCUUAAACCUCUGUUGAUCUGAUCUCAACUUGCUUUGAGUUAGUUGAUGCUAUAUGGUACAACUGUUAUAUUCUCUUGUAUUUAUAUACUUUCAUACCAACAUGAGGGCUCUUUGUGGGUGUAUCUUUUUCAUAUAUAGAUAAUUAUAUUAAUUGAUAAAUAAAUAAUUUUUUAAAUCUC